AUGUCCGACUCAGUGGACAGGGUUUUCGUCCACGCGCUCAAUACCGUCAAACGCAUUCCACGCACGGGCUCCGCUCGGCCACCUCCAGCAGACCGCCUUAAGCUCUAUGGACUCUACAAGCAAAGCACAGAAGGAGAUGUCGAAGGUAUUUCACGGAGACCAGAGAGCAACGAUCCGGAAUCACUAGCCGAACAACAAAAAUGGGACGCAUGGUCCGACCAGCACUCUCUAAGCCGCACAGAAGCCAAACGCCGUUACAUCGCCACUCUCAUUGAAACUAUGCAUAAAUAUGCCACUACGACCACGGAAGCCCGAGAGCUUGUUGCCGAGUUGGAGUUCGUGUGGGAUCAGAUCAAGUCGAAUUCCGCUUCCUCUUCAUCAUCUUCGCCGGGACGCUUAACCAGGAGUCAAGGGCAGCAGAUGCUCCCAAGCUAUCCUAGCAUCGGUGGGCGUUCUGGGAGCGCGAGGGCAGCUGAGGGCGGUGGUGAGGGGCUUAGGAUUUUGAAGCCUGUUAGUGAUGGGGAGGAAGAACACGAUGAAGGCGAAGAGUUUGAGGAGACACGAGGGGGCCCGUUCGACGAUGAAGAGGCUGCCAUGGCAGUGGCAGGGCAAUCCCAGGACCUGGACGUCCGGAAUCGAAAAUGGAGAAAGAAGAUCGAACAAGCGCUUGUGAAGAUGACCACGGAAGUCGCGGCGCUGAGGGAACAGAUCGAAGCGAAAACGAUAGGGGACGGGAGGAGGCGAAACGGACUUUGGGCGUGGAUGACUUGGCUUGUGUGGGUCACCGUACGACAUCUUGUUGUGGACCUGGCUCUACUGGGUUUGCUGGUUGCUUGGGCCAGGAGAAAAGGGGAUCGGAGGGUAGAACAGGGGCUGGACUUGUUGCUGCAGUAUCUUCGCCACCGCACACGGAAAACAGGGCUGCCGGGCUUGUUGCAAAUACCAGCGCAGCGGGCAUAG
Letharia columbiana is the source of this 960-nucleotide messenger RNA. RefSeq lists its product as uncharacterized. The transcript has 3 exons. Gene Ontology annotation, biological process: fatty acid metabolic process. Gene Ontology annotation, molecular function: fatty-acyl-CoA binding. The record is from RefSeq and is a predicted model, not a curated record. NCBI's taxonomy places the organism in Eukaryota, Fungi, Ascomycota, Lecanoromycetes, Lecanorales, Parmeliaceae. Bases 1 to 960 code for a protein of 319 amino acids.